Lecanosticta acicola is the source of this 1082-nucleotide messenger RNA. NCBI's taxonomy places the organism in Eukaryota, Fungi, Ascomycota, Dothideomycetes, Mycosphaerellales, Mycosphaerellaceae. The record is from the annotation of a GenBank genome assembly.
AUGUCUAACAAGAUCCCCGACUUCGACGAACUUCCCGAGGUCAAGGGCAUGCCAAAGGGCACCGCCUGGGGCGUCUGGGACAAGAAUGGCAAGAAAGAUGUCUACGGGACUCUCAACCUGCUCACGCCAGAAGUCAUCAAAGCGGCAUAUGCUGAAGCCCGUGAUGGCGUUCAUGUCUCCCUGAACUGGCCCAUAGGAGCAAUCAAGACGCCUGGCUUCGGACGCAAGGGACUCGUGCAUAAAGUGUUCUCCUUCGUCGAUACUCCGCUGGCUUGCCACGGAUAUGACGACGAAAUCGAAUUCAACACCCAGGUGAGUACAAGGCCCCUCUCCAUCUGUGGCACGGCGGCCUGCUUACCUUGACAUAGUGCUCGUCCCAGUGGGACAGCCUGAUGCAUUUCCACCACCAACCAAGCCAAUCCGGCUGGAACGGCACCAAGACCACCCCAGCAGCCCUCAAGCAGGACUACGACGACGAUCAAGAUUCCAAAACCGAACUCCCCACCCUGAACCACUGGCAUGACCGCGGCGGAAUGGUAGCCCGAGGAGUCCUGAUCGAUUUCAAAAAGUAUGCCCAGGAGACCGGGCGGAAAUUCGACUGUUUCAACGACGACAAAAUCACCGUGCAGGACAUCGAAACCAUCGCGAAGAAACAAGGCGUCGAAUUCCGAGCCGGAGACGUCAUCAUCAUCCGUUCCGGGUUCACGGAGGAGCUCUCGAACAUCUCCGGCGAAGAACAAGCCGCCAAGAUGGGCACGCAUCGGGUCUGUGGUGUCACGGGAAACGUGGCGACGGCGAAAUGGUUCUGGAAUCAACACUUCUCCGCCGUGGCCGGGGAUAUGAUUGCCUUUGAGCACAUCCCGCCUCUGCGGGAGGAUGGCAGCGAAGGCGCGGUCAGUGAGUUGGUCUUGCAUCAAUGGUUCCUGGCACAAUUCGGCAUGUCCAUCGGGGAGCUGUGGGAUUUGAAAGCUCUGAGUGAGACUUGUGAGAGGCUGGGGAGGUAUUCGUUUCUGUUGACGAGUGUGCCGUUGAAUGUUCCGGGAGCUAUUGGGAGUCCGCCCAAUGCGUUGGCGAUUUUCUAA